AUGCUGCCGCCCUCCACAAUCUCCAUCCUCAUCCUCACCACACCCACACCAUCCCCGCAGAGCUGUGGAAGGGUCAAAAGCCGUCCGUCCGCCCUCUUCGUGUAUGGGGGUGCACUUCCUAUGUCCUCCUCAACUCCCAAGCCCGUCGUGCAGCUGGCGGCAAGCUUGCUCCGAAAACAAUCACUUUCUCCUUCUCCUCCGCCUCUUUCUCUUACUUGGGCUGACUUUGACAGCCUUCCUCCUGCCACCACUCCAUCUCCUCUUCCCGCUCCCUCCACAGUUUCCGACCCCCCGUCACCCGCUUCCCCAUCCAGCACCACGCAGUCUCCCCCGCUCCUUCCCGCCCCCGAGCCCAUUCCUCUCAAAACCUACCAACGCCGUCCUCCUGCUGCUGCUCCUGCUCCUGAUCCACCUCCUGCUCCUGAUCUGGCUCCUGCUCCUGAUUCAGCUGCUGCUCUUGAUGCUGCCACUACACCUCCUGCUUCUCCUCCUCCAGCUCCGCCUCCCUCCCCCAUCGCUGGUCGCACCCGCUCGCACAAAGCUCCCAAGCCUCUUUCCCUUUCCAUUCGUGUCUCUCUCAAUCCUCCUCCUGCCGGGGGUGAUUAUUCGCUCAUGACCUCCCUUCUUGAGGACAGACAUGAGUUGAUUGACAUUGACUCAGCCAUACACGCGCUCUGCUCCCUCUUUCCAGAUAUCGCAGAAUCUCCCACCCUCAACUUCUCGGACAACCCCUCCCAUCCCCACACCUCUCACCUAUGCUGA
Messenger RNA from Closterium sp. Naga37s-1, 762 nucleotides. Lineage: Eukaryota; Viridiplantae; Streptophyta; Zygnematophyceae; Desmidiales; Closteriaceae. The record is from the annotation of a GenBank genome assembly.